AUGGCGUUCGUCGCGCGCUCGUUCAAUGCCUGGGCCGCGGCUAAUCCGGUCUCCGCGGCGUGCUUCUUCGGCGGCGGCAAGAACGUCGGCGUCGACGCCUGCGUGCAGCUCGCGACGGCGGGCGGCGACGUACGACAGAUGGAUCUGCGGCGCUCGGCCUGCUUCCUCGCCUUUGGCACGCUCUGGAUCGGCGGCGCGCAGUACUACAUUUUUAACAAGCUGAUCCCGCGGCUCGUGCCCGCCAUCAACGCGCCGAACCCGACCUUUGCCACCGCUCUGAAAGCCGGCGCGUGGGACUGGGCCGUGCACAUGCCCCUCUUCUAUCUGCCCGUCUUCUACUGCGUCCGCGAGGUGGCCACGAAGCCGGAGCUCGGCGCGGACGCGAUCCCGAGCGGCAUCGCGUGCUGGCGGGAGAACAUCCUCGUCGACUCGGUCAAGCGCGGCGGCCGCGUCCAAAAGACCUUCGUCCUGGAACCGCGUCGUAGGUCGACGAUGAUCUUCGGGCCGGUGCAGACGCUCAACUUCUGGCUGAUGCCGACGCACCUGCGCGUCCCGACGGUCGUCACCGCCGCCAUCGCACCCGCAAUCUCGACCAUGCACGUCAUCAUCCGCGCGACCGUACUUUCCUGCGCCUUCACCUUCGCCACGGCGGCGGGGGGCGUCAAGCUGAACAAGAAGGCCUACCCGGUCGAGGCCGUGGUCGCGAUCUUCAAGGACUUCCAUCCGACGGCCUCGGAAGCCGAUCUCGCCGGGAUCGCGCUGGCGCUCAAGGGCCUCGAGGCGUCCGACACGAGCCCCGAGGCGGCGGGGGGCGUCAAGCUGAACAAGAAGGCCUACCCGGUCGAGGCCGUGGUCGCGAUCUUCAAGGACUUCCAUCCGACGGCCUCGGAAGCCGAUCUCGCCGGGAUCGCGCUGGCGCUCAAGGGCCUCGAGGCGUCCGACACGAGCCCCGAGGCGGCGGGGGGCGUCAAGCUGAACAAGAAGGCCUACCCGGUCGAGGCCGUGGUCGCGAUCUUCAAGGACUUCCAUCCGACGGCCUCGGAAGCCGAUCUCGCCGGGAUCGCGCUGGCGCUCAAGGGCCUCGAGGCGUCCGACACGAGCCCCGAGGCGGUCCCGUCCGACGACGCCGAGGACGCGGACGUCGAUGGCGACGACGAGAAGAACUGCGCCUGGGUCGGCAAGAAGAAGGCGAAGCGCUGUACGGGCAAGGUCAAGUCCGAGGGUGGCGUCCUGGCCAGCGUCGCCUGCCCCGUGGCCUGCGACACCUGCCUGGCGACCUGCGUCGAGGGGCCGUCGUGCGCGGACUCGACGACAUGGCACCAGGGCUGGAAGAAGUCGAAGACCUGCGCGUGGGUCGGCAAGUCGCCCGCGAAGCGCUGCGACAAGGAGUCCAAGUCCAAGGACGCGGCGCACCCGGCCGUCGCCGCGGCGACGGCGCGGCGCGCGGCGCUCGCCGAGGCCGCGGCCGCGCGCGACGCCGCGCGGGCCGAGUGCGCGCGCGCGGCCGCGGGCGACGGCGAGGCCGCCUGCGAGGCCGCGCUCGUCGCCGCCGCGGCCGCCGGCGUGGCCGCCGACGACGCCGACGUCGCCGCGGCCAAGGGCCGCCUCGACGCGCUCGUCGCCGCGCGCGAGCGCCGCCUCGCCGCGGAGAAGGAGCUCGCGCGCGCGGCGCGGUCCGAGACGCUGCCCUGGGUCGAGAGCGCGCUCCGGAGCGCGGAGCGCGCGGGCGUCGACGGCGGGUCCGCGGCCCUCGCCGCCGGGCGGCUGAAGCGCGACGAGCUCAAGCGCCGAGCCGCCGCGCGCGCGGCCGCGGCGGCCGCGCUCGGCGCCGCGGCGACGAGCGACGACGCCGCGGCCAUCGACGCGGCCCUCGACGAGGCGCUCCGCUGCGGCGUCGGGCCCGGCGAGGACCUCGUCGUCGAGGCCAAGGCCGCGCGGGACCGGCUCCGCACGCGCGGGGCCGCCGAGGACGCCCUGGCGGCCGCCGUCGCGUCGGGCGACGCGGACGCGAUCUCGCACAUCCUCGACUUCUUCCGCUACGCGAGCCCGGAGACGCGCCCGUCGCCGGCGUCGAUCGCGCGGGCGACGGCCCUGCGCGACGAGCUCGUCUACAAGGCCGAGCUCCUCGCGGCCGCGCUCGCGAACCUCGCCGCCGCGGCCGGCCGCCGCGACGCGGAGCUCGUCGCCGCGUGCCUCGAGGCCGCGCUCGACGCGGGCGCCGAGGACGGCGCCGUCGCCCUCGAGGACGCGCGGGCCGUGCGCGCGGCGGUCCUGCGCGAGCGCGAACGCCGGGCCGACGCCGAGCGCGCGCUCGCGGCGGCGACGGAGGCCGGCGACGAGGCGGAGCUCGCGGCCGCGGUGUCGGCCGCCGAGGCCGCGGGCGUCGCCGACGACGCCGCGACGCUGCGCGGCGCGCGGGCGGCGCUCGCCGCCGUGCGGGAGAAGCUCGCCGCGGAGCGGGCGGCGGCGGCGCGCGAGGCCGCCGCGCGCGACGCGCUCGAGGCCGCGGCCGCGGCGGGCGCGCUGGGGGAGCUCGACGCGGCCCUGGCCGAGGCCGCCGCCGCGGGCGUCCCCGCCGACGACGCCGCCGUGGCCGCGGCCGAGGCCGCGCGCGCCGCGGCGCUCGAGCGCGCCGCGCGCCGCGCGGAGCGCGCCGCGGACCUCGACGCCGCGGUCGCCGCGCGCGACGCCGCGGCGCUGCCGGCCGCGGUCGACGCGGCCCUCGCCGCGGGCGUCGCGGCGGACGACGCCCUCGUCGUCGCGGCGCGGGACCUGCUCGCGCGCCACGCGGCGCACGCGGAGGCCCUCGCCGCGCUCGCCGACGGCGACGACGCGGCCGCGCUCGCCGCGGCCGUGCGCGCGGCGCGCGCGGACGGCGUCGCCGAGGCCGCGCCGGCGCUCGUCACGGCGGUCUUCGCCCUCGAGAAGCUCGAGCGCAAGGCCGCCGUCCUCGCGGACCUCGACGCGGCCGUCGCCGGCGGCGACGGCGCCGCGCUCGACGCGGCGCUCCGCGAGGCCGCGGAGGCGGGGCUCCGGCCGGGGACGCCCGCCGCACUCGCAGACUCAACCAUGCACGUCAUCGUCCGCGCGCUCUUGCUUCCCUGGAUCGUCACCUUCGCCGCGGCGGCGGGGGUCGUCAAGCUGAACACGAAGGCCGACCCGGUCGAGGCCGUGGUCGAGGUCUUCAAGCACCUCCAUCCGGCGGCCUCAUCGGCCGCGCUCGCCGUCGCGAAGAACGGGGUCGCGUCGGUGCUCAAGGGCCUCGAGGCGUCCGACACGAGCACCGAGAACGUCGCGUUCGAGGACGAGAACGAGCGCCGGCGCGCCGCGGCCGAGCAGUCCGAGCGGCGCGGCGCGUGCUCCGACAUCACGAGCCGCGAGGUGUGCAAGAACGCCGCGAACAAGGCCGACUGCUCCUGGAGCAAGAGCCGCGAGAAGUGCAAGAGCAAGCGCAAGAAGUGCGCCGAGGUCAAGAACAAGAAGACGUGCCACAAGAAGAAGUACGCGAACAUCUGCGCGUGGAGCUUCAAGAAGGAGAAGUGCCGGAACGCCAAGUGCGAGGAGAUCGACGACGAGCGCGACUGCAUGUCCGAGGGCGCGCGGAAGAGGGGCUGCAAGUGGAAGAACAACCAGAAGCGCUGCAUCGUCGACAAGAACGCCGGCGGCGGGGGGUCGGACAGCUUCACCGAGUCGACGUCGACGAGCGCGUUCGCGGGGGCCUCGUGCGCCGCCCAGGACCAGCAAAUCGUCGCGUUGAACGCGAACAUCACGAACCUCAACGCCACCAAGGAUGCCGAGCUCGAGACCAGCGCCGCCGCGCUGGCGGAGGCGACCGCGGGCAAGGCCGCCGCCGAGGCCACCAUCGCCACCAAGGACGUCGAGCUCGAGACCAGCGCCGCCGCGCUCGCGGACGCGAUCGAGAAGCAGGAGACCUGCGAGGCCACGGUGCAAUCGCUCGAGGAGGCGAACGCCUCCGGGGAGGGCUGCCCGACGCCCGCGCCGACGCCCGAGCCGACGCCCGCGCCGACGCCCGCGCCGUCGGUCUCUCCGACGCCCGCGCCGACGACGCCCGCGCCGACGACCGCGCCGACGCCCGCGCCGUCG
Molecule: messenger RNA, 4104 nt
Organism: Aureococcus anophagefferens
Lineage: Eukaryota; Pelagophyceae; Pelagomonadales; Pelagomonadaceae
Exons: 6
Source: RefSeq, a predicted model, not a curated record